UUUUAAAGAAGCAUCGCAAAAACAAGAAGCCACAAGUUAAGAUUAGGUUGUAGCGACGAGUUAAUCUGUGGGCCAUAUACUUUAUCACUCAUGAAUGUCGAGCGCUAGAAGAGAAUAAUUUAUUUAUAUCGGGACAUGCGACCAAAAAUGUUCGCACAGAGUUAAAUGUACGGCCAAGCUUGCACGAGGGAACACAUAACUGAUAGAUGGGGUUAGUGAUUGCAUGCAUAUCCAUACAUUAGGAGAGUUUGUUCCUACCACAGGGAGUGGCGAGCGCUCAAGCUAAGCUGAUUACGAGAAGCAAAGCAAAGACGUCUGUGGACCACAGAAAGAUAGUCAAUUACCUGGAGAAAAUCAGCAAAGACGAGUCAGGCGCCCCUGUCAAAUGGAAGUUUAGCAAGAAAGGAGUUAAGUAUGCUCAGGGAAUAAGUAAGCACAUUACAAAAGGACCCGCCGGUAAAAAGGUAAAGCGACUUCAAGGCCGUCCAAUGAGAACGGACAGCAGAGACGCUAAGAAUGAGGAGAAAGCUGAAAAACCCUCAGUGGUCAAACGGAAAGGAGGCAGAAAAAAGAAAAUUGUUGAAGCGACUGAAACUGACACAAAAGUAGAAGGAACAGACGAUAACGAUGAUGGUGGGUUACAGACAGACAAUCUUAUUAUCAGCAUCAGAAGGGUAGGCUCCGAAUCAGCCAAUCAUGGCACAACGGAGCGGAUUGUCACCAUACAUCCUGUGGACAAUGUCGCAGCACCAGAGGAAACGACUUCGAGAGUCAUUACUGAUACAGCUUCAGAGAUUGCUCCUAAGAAAAAACGUGGAAGACCAAAGAGUAUUCACAAAAUAAUCCAGGAGAAGGUCAAGGCUAGUAGAUUAAAAUUGUCAAGUACAAGAAAUGAUGAAUCUAGCAAAGGAGAACCCAAGAAAAAGUGUGAAGCAUUGCGGAGUCUUGAAAAGGUAGUAGCUGCUAAAAGAGGACGCCCAAGAAAAAAAGUACUUGAAAACACAGAAAAAAGCUCAAAGAAAGAGGAGGAACCCGACUCCAGAGAACAGUCUGUAUCAAGAUUUGAUUCAGAUAUCGAAAGCAUAGAUUCAAACAUCAGUGGUUCAUCAUCCAGACAGAAAUCAAAAAUAAGAAAAACGUACCAAGGAAUAAGAUUAGGGCCAAGGAAAUUGCUUAGAAGUCAAGAUAAUUUGAUAACGAGGAGAAAGAAAGGCACGUUGUCUUCAAUAGCUGCGCCAAAAAUUAAAAGGAAACGUACACUGAGUAGUGAUUUUGAACUUUUAGACGAAGUGUCCUUAAAGCGUAAAAUAAGGAGAGAGGAAUUAGAUGAUAUAAGUCGAGAAUCUUCUAUAGACAGAGACGACGGCAGAUCUAGAUCGGUUCCAAAAGAGGAACAGAUCAUCUUGCCCAAAACAUUAACUGAUGAAAAAACAGAAAAAGAUGAAAGCUCUAAACAACCUGAGACAUCAUCUGGAAAGAAAGUGGUUGACAAAGAUUUGACAAAGGAAAACACAGAGCAUGUUGAAAAGAAAACAAAUGGAUCUAGAACUAUGGGCCCUAAAUGUAAACGACGAGGGAGACCUCCGAAGAACUCAAACAUUGUAAAAGAAGAAUAUGGGGGGAAUGCAAAAGUGGAGGGCGAUAAAAAAACACUUCUAAAAAAGCAAAGUUUAAUGGAAAGAAGUAUUCCAAAAUUGUCAAAAAUUGAGAAAGAAGAUGACAUGAGAUCCACAAAUCUCAGUCUAAAGAAUCCAAGUUUCAUAGAAAUUGCAAGUGAUGAAAGUGCAGCAACAUUCACAAACACUCGUAGUGUCUUUACUUUUGGAACUCUAAAGAUAAUUGGACCAGGUGGUGUUAAAUUGAAGGGAAAUUCUCCUUUCAAGCAAGUGAUCGAUUCUCCAAACGAAAAUUCACAUAUAAUUUAUGAAAAACGUGACAAAAAGGAGAAACUUGCUUGUGUUGAUACGAAAAAUGGGGCAUCUACAGAGACAAGUAAACAAGAAAUCGUGUUAGAAAAUAAAGAAUCCAUAAUAGAAGACGAUGCCGCUAAUCGUGAUAAACUGAAUGACGCUGAAAAACCCGUUAUACCAACUGAAAACAAUGACGAUAGCAAAAUAGAAAAGAAAGAUAGCAAGUCUGUAGAUUCAUUUGCUUCUGAAAUAAACAGUGUUGAUACAAAGCAAGCAAGAGGACCAAAAGAAGAUUCAGAUUUGAUAAAUGAGCAGGUUACUGAAAAUCGUAAAGAUCUAGAUGAAGACACACCAAACUCACCAGCAGAGCUAAAAGCAACUGAAGACAAUCUAUUAAUGAAAACAAAGGAUAUUUUGACGAAUGAAAAGAGUAACAUUGAAAAAGAAGUUGGCACCUUGAAUGAUUUUCCGAUGGAUGAUGAUCAUUCAACAACAUCUGCAAGCGAAAUCGCUAGAGAGAUCAAUGUUAGUGAAUCCGAAUGUCUCCGAUCUUCUACACAAAUGGCUGCUGAAGAUAACAGCACUGUAGGAAAAGGCACCGAAAAUGAUGCGCAAGCUGAAAGUCAAAUUGAGGAAGAAAAAGUAAUAAAUGCAGACGUACACUCAUUAGUAUCAGAAAACUUGGAUGAAAAAACUUCAGUUCCAAGUAAGGACGAUAUUGAGAUUGAAGAAGAAGUAACAAGUAAAGAUUCUGUUGAAAGUCACAUAAAACAACUUAUUCCGCUAGAGGAUAACAUAAAAAGACAUGUCGAAACUACAUCGGAAAAUCAAGUUUUUGAAAAUAAUUUUACUGAAAAGACUGAAAAUCAAGAAAAGCAGGGAAACGAAACAGUGGAGAAAAAGGAAAAUUUGAAGGUGGCAGGUAGUGAAAAUAACGCCGAGAAUGGUGAACAAAACGUUGCAAACAUAGCUCUUCAAAAUACAAUCCAUGAAGAAAAUGAAAAUGAAUUGAAGGAUCAUUCAGAAGUGGUUGAAAACGCAGAAAUCGUUACAGAACCAAACACCUCUACCGUGGAAGAAGAGGAUAAAAAUAAAAUGUCUGAAAAUGAAAGCAACGAUUUGGAUGUCUCAAGAACAAGCGAUUUAGCAACAGUUCGCCUAACAGAGUCAUUGAGGAGCGAGAGCAAGGAUUCUAAGACAGAGGAUGAAAAAACUGAAUGCCUUGAAACAUCUGAAACGCCACUAGAGGAAACUGAAAUUCCUGGACAUUAUUUUAGAAAUAUCGAAAAGGAAUCUGAAAUUUUGGAUCAAGAACAGAAUCUUCUGCAUAAAGACGAGACCGAGACUUCAGACAAAAUGAAUCUUGAUAGUUCAUUCGAUGACAAGCCAGACCCGAAUAUUGAGAAGGAUGAGAACUCAAGUUCCUCAGAUCUUAGUCUUAAUAACAGCGGGAGCUUUACCUCACUAAAGGAUGAUUAUUCGAAACUAACAGAAGAAUCAAGCCCUGAACAAGCUGAAAAGACAUGGAAACGGAAAGGAAAUAAAAAAGUUUCACCUACCCAAAGAGUAUUUCAACUACGUCAGAAAGCAUCAAGAUCACCACUUGAAAUAAUUGCGAUGAGACAAAGUAAAGAGGAGAGAGAAUACUUGCUGGAACAAUCUCAAAAAGCAUUUAAAAGGGAAGAGAAACAAAGACGAAUGAGAACAAAGCAACAACGGCUUGAACACAAUUUUGAUCAAGGUAACCCAUUAGAUGCUGAUCUGAAAGAUGCAUCCGAUACAGAUGAAAAGAUGACUGCAAGUGGCCAAGCAGACAUUUCUGUUGAAGAAAGUACACACAGCAAUGAUGCAGACAAGCAUACAAACAUUGAAGAUCUGGAGCAUCAAUGCAAGCCUUGUAAGGUUAUUCUUAUCGAUUUUAUGAGGUAUUUGAAUGUGACCGAAAAGUUAGACCCUGAUGCUGAUGAUCUACAAGGCGAAAAAUCGCCAGUUCCAGAAGAUAUCGCUUCCCAAUCUUUAGAGACAGCAGCAGAAGAAAACGAACAAAAAGAUGACGAAACCAAAGAAGCAGCCAAGGAAACUGAAACAAAGAAAAAGCGCAGGCCAUCAGCUCGUAAACAAGCUACAGGCUAUAUCUUUAAUAGAAAACUUACUGCAGAAAUCGUUCGUUAUCCUGAGGACGAACGAACACCGCAAUCAGAUUUUGUUGUACCCCCUCUAAGACUGAAAAUAAAACAAAACCUUAUUUAUGAACCAAAGAAAAAACUGAAACCUGGUCGUCCAGCAAAGAGAAAAGCUAGAAAAAGUAUGAGUCCUAGAAAACGAGCGAACAAUGCAAGUUACCGCCGACCAAUCCUUUCCUCGGAAAGCCAAACCAUUCAGAACAACACCGAUUCUACUCAAUUCGACUUACAAAGUUCUGGGGACGUUAAUGAUUCGGAAAUGUGUGAAUGUAUCUAUAAUCAAUGUGGAUUCCAAUCAGAUCGUAAAAAUAUUGAGAAGCAUAUUUAUCGUCAUCUUAAAGGCACAAAAAUGACAUGUCUGAAAUGCAGAAUGACUUUCAAGAACAGUAGUACAGCAUACGCACAUUCGGGAAAAGAACAUCCAAAUGAAGAGGUACUGAUAGAACCUGCUGAAAAAUGUGACAUCAAACAGUAUUACAAGGUACAUUUACCUGCGAUUACAUCCGCUACAAAUCAAAUAAUUCCGCAAGUUGAACAGUCCCCUGAAGGAGUCAUAAUUAAAGUUGUGCUCCCAGGCAGUCGCCAUGGAAAAGGUUGUUACUGUUGCAGCUACUGUGAUUUCUCGUCAUCAUUGCAGCAAGAUAUUCUUGAUCACAUCAAUGAAAAUCACAGACCAGAUAUUCAAUAUACCUGUUCAAUUUGUGAACAGCGAUUUAUUGGAAGCAAGGACGGUAUCGCUGAGCAUUUCAAAACCGAACAUCCAAACGAUCCAAUUUCCUUCAAAUCUAUGCCUGAUUUUUAUGAUGCAAGUAAAGGUGUGGAACAAAGUCUAUCUCUGGGGUCAACUGAUAAAGGAAAUAUAUUUGAGAAAUUUUCGGACAUGUUUCCUCGUGACAAACAAAAUAUCGACCGGUUCUCAAAAGCGGAUAGGACACGGUGGCUAGAAAAAACGUCGGCGGAAGCUGACAGCACGACAGCGGAACACGAUGAUUUACAUAAAGGGUCAGAUGAAAGCCAGAAAGGAAGCAAAGAAAGUGAAGUGCCUACCCACGCUAGUGACUUGGAACCAGUGGAAGACGGAAUCGAAGCUUUGGCAAAAGAAUAUGGAAAAGAAACUACUGAGGAGAGAAUUGGAAAUGAGGAUCAAACUACAGGCGAUAAAAGUGCCGGUACAGACAUCGAAGAGUCAAAUGAUAUGGGCUUGAAGAUCGUGGAUGUUGUGAGUUUGCGAGAUCAAUCAAACAUUGAUUGGCCUGAAACUCCUCCAUCUUUACCACUGUCGCAAACAGUUACUGGAAACUAUCCUUUUGCGCAGAUGCAAACAUUAAAUCAUCAAAGUAUUGCUCAAAGCAAUGUUAGUAUUGUGUCUGCCUUAAGUACGCCCCGACAAUAUCCACACAACUUCACGCAAAACCUGCAACAAAGACAUGGUUUAGGUCCUCAAGCAAUUUUACCUCAGAGAAAUCAAACGCCUUCAUCCCAGUCAUCUAUGCCAAGAAAGAAGAGUGAUGGAAAAACUUGCACGACAUACAAAUGUGAAAAGUGUAAUGUACAUGCACCAGUUCUAGCUACUAUGGUGGAGCAUUUACGUCUUAGCCAUAAAGAUAUUGAAAAACUUUUCUUAUGCCCGUACUGCAGACAGUAUGAAGGAGCGACAGAACCAGACAUACAUCGACACAUUAAACAGUUCCACAAUCAAACGAUGCAACAAAAGAGUCCACCCGUUGCUUUAUCUAGCGCUGCAAAACAACAUCUUAGAACAAUUCAAGUUGCAUUAGGAGAUGGUUAUACAUCAACAGAGAAAGUAGUAAUGGAAAAAGAUAUUUAUAAAUGCCUAAAAUGCAAUGGCCAUAUGCCUUCACUUGAUUUUAUUUAUUCGCAUCUAGAAAAGCAGCACAACGAGUUUUUCGUUAAUGCAUGUCCUGAAUGCAAAAGGUUUAGGCAUAAAGAUGAGCAGGUUGUGUUUCAACACAUAAGAGAUGUUCACGGAAAAAGCACAGAAAAUAUUACCCUUUCUGUGGCCAUUGAAGAAAAUCUUUUCACAAGAGUGCAAUGUUUGACAAAAGGGAAAGUAGUACCGUCAAGGCCACAGUCGACAAAUGUCCCAGUUCAAAGUGCUAAUGUUUCAAAAACAACUUCUUUACCACCCGAUCAUUUCCAAAACCAAUUUCCACAUUAUUCCGUUGGCAGAUCAAACAUCCCACCUGUCUCAUUUAUUCGGUCUUCUGUCCCGGCUUCAACAUCAGUUGUGUCUAGUCCUCAGCAAACACCAUUUCCAAGUAAAUCAUCACUGCGCAAAUCACGGCCUGUACACAGGGAUUCCCCUCGUUUAUAUUCAUCAAGAGUAGAUGCAGAUAUCAAUCAACCAGGACCUGGUAAUGCUUCGGAACCCCCUCCCCUGAUGAGAGCUCCCCCUCCUCUCAUUAAAUUUCAGCAAACGCAGUUUGGAAAGUCAUUACAUCCCUCACAGGAUAUUCGAACUCAAUCUCCCCAAGGUGAUACAUCAGUCCGUGGCACGUCCUUUGGAAUGACAGAUCGAUUACAAAGGUUACAUAGUCCAAACUCGAGUAGAAUUGGCUCUCCGUUACCACCAGCUGCCAGUUCCCCGCCCAUUACUAGUCGUCCCGUAUUGAAGAUUCCAAAUGUUCGUCAUAGUUUGUCUUCUACCAUUUCCUCCCCACCUCCGCCAUAUUCGGUUGCUGUAAACGCCCGAGGUCAUACAGCAAAUGUUCUUGAUUUGUCACGCCAAAUGGCUAAUCCUGGUAUCAGAUCGACAAGUAGAACUACUCCCGACGGCGAAGACGUCUCUCCUGACGCAUUCCAGAUAUUUAACAUUAGACCAGGUACUCCACAGUCCGACCCAAACAUUAACAAAUAUAACCAGUUUCAGGUGAGACCAACUAGUGCUCUAAAUCCAAGAAUGCUUGUUGGUAUGCAAUCAAGUCCAAGAAUGCAGGCGCUCAGUCAGCGUCUACAAACUGUAAAAGGAAUUAUUCCACAGAGACAGUUUUUACCUAGACAAGGAUUUGCUUCGCCAAACGUAGUUGUGGGUGAUAACAAUUUGCCAAUAGAGGGUAGAAUUUUCAAAUGUCCCUAUUGUCCACAAAUAAUUCCCUUAUUGAUUUCUGAAGUCGCUGGACAUAUUGAGCAGAAACAUCCUGGUUCUUCUAUCGUUUUCCAUAGAAUAUAAAUGUAUAAAAACUCUGCAGUGUCAGAUUGUGAAAUGGAUAUUGAAUUUAAAUUAAACGUUUUCAGAGACUUGACGUUUUUAGCGAUUUUUCCUUUUUGUCGGAAGGAAAUAUGCUUUAAGAGUAUUGUUCUGUAAUGUUAACAUUUUAUUUAAAAGAAUGAAUUUUGCAAAUUAUGUAUUGUCGUGGUUUUUUGUGUAUGUAAAAUCCCUCAUGAAAUUGUAUAGGGCGUAUUGAGUGAUGAUGCCCUUUGUAAGGUAUAAUGAAUCCAUAUCUGUAUGCAUUUGUUUUCAGUGGUAGGUGGGUUUGGUUAGGAGGACAGUACAUGUAGCUAUUGGUACUGAAGAAUUCAGGAAAUGUUUUAAUGAUCUCCAUUGUCAUGUGUUCACUUAAGUUAUUGAUGUAAGAUACAAAUGUAGGCACCUUAAGUUAUAUUAAAAAUUUAAAAUCAAAUUUUAAGACCAAAAUUAGAUUUAUUAAUAAAGUUUAAUAAGAUAAAUUGAUUUACUUAUCUCUGAAUGAAUUUGUAUCCUGAUAAUUGUCCAAUUAAUUUUUCACUUAUUUUCGUGUGUAUGUGUAAGGUGUAUUAACUAUUAUGCAAUUGAACCCAGAAUUGCAUAUUAAAAGAAUUAUCAGUGGCAUUAUUUAUUUUCUCCAUUUCAUCCAGUGGACCACUUCUUUAUUCAUUAUUUGUACAUACUGUGCGUGUAACAUAUUUUCACUACUUUAUUGUUUUUCAUUUUAAUAACAUAAUUUUCAAAGAAUAAAAUUGUUAAAAGUUUC
This is a messenger RNA of Magallana angulata, 8064 nucleotides long. RefSeq lists its product as uncharacterized. The transcript is spliced from 3 exons. Gene Ontology annotation, molecular function: DNA binding. The record is from RefSeq and is a predicted model, not a curated record. Bases 489 to 7283 code for a protein of 2264 amino acids. NCBI's taxonomy places the organism in Eukaryota, Metazoa, Mollusca, Bivalvia, Ostreida, Ostreidae.